AUGGAGCCUCACCCCACACUAGACGCCCCGGACAACCCGCUGCACCUGAUUGUCAGCCUCAUGAACACGGGGGACGUUGCGCUCAAGCUGUUACGGGACCCGCACACCGUGCUCGACCCCUUCCCGGCGCAGAAGUUCGCGAUCACGAGCACAACCGGCCGCCCGCCGGCGUUCAUCGGCGGGACAGGCAAGUACGUGCCCGAGGCUGUCGUCAGGGCCAACAAGGACGACGCAUUUCUGCUCUUCCCACCAGGCUCGUACGUCAACAUCAAGUACGACCUAACCAUUGCGUACAACUUUAGCGAUGCGGGAGACGGGCCGUACACCGUAUACCCCGCAAAUUUGUUCCAGCACCUCAAUGCGGACGGCGCGCUUGUGACCAUCGCCGCGAACAUCACGCACGCGAGCCACCGCAUCCGGCUUUCCGGCCCGCCCACCGUCACGCCGCCGCCGCCGCCGGGCACGUGCCCCGCCCCGCAGUCACAAACGCGAUCGCGGCUGCAGAAGCGGAUCAACUUCCACUGUUGCACGUUUACGCAGCAGGCACAGCUCGCCGAUGCGGCGGCCGCGGCCCAGAUCCUCGCCGAUGCGGCACACAUGUACCUACUCGACAUGCUUGCGCACCAACUGCAGCCCUCCGCGACGCCCCGCUACCGCGCCUGGUUCGGCCCGUUCUCGCCCGCGCACCACGGCUUGAUCUUGACCCACUUCCGCAACCUCGCCGAGCACAAGUUUACGUCGUUUACGUACGACUGCACGUGCCGGCACCCGACGAUGUCGGCGUAUGUGCACGGGAUGAGCCCCGCGCACUACGGGAUCAUCUACAUCUGCCCCGCCUUCUGGUACUCGAACCUUGUCGGCACGGACUCGCAGGCCGGCACCCUCAUCCACGAGUCGUCCCACUUCGCCGCCGUCGCCGGCACCCACGAUGUUACGCUCGGACAGAAUGCCUCCCUGGAGCUCGCGCUCCGCGACCCCCGCCUCGCAAUUAUGAACGCGGACAACCACGAGUACUUUGCGGAGAACCGCAACCCGGAGCUGCCGUAG
Molecule: messenger RNA, 1047 nt
Organism: Mycena indigotica
Lineage: Eukaryota; Fungi; Basidiomycota; Agaricomycetes; Agaricales; Mycenaceae
Product: putative Peptidyl-Lys metalloendopeptidase
Exons: 3
Coding region: 1-1047 (348 amino acids)
Molecular function (GO): metalloendopeptidase activity
Source: RefSeq, a predicted model, not a curated record